AUGGUGCUGAAAGAGCGGCCCUUCAACUUUUUCGUUACCUACGGCAAUUGUCAUGUUCAUGUGAGUGGUUUUAUUGUUUUAUUGGGGUUAGGAGGGCUAUAGUGGUUUUUUUAGUACAAUUGGUAGGUCAUUUGGAUUAGUGGGAAGGGUAGAAAAAAGGUUUUAUUGUAGGGGUGUUUUUUGUUAAUUUUUUUGUUUUUGAUGGUGGGAGGGGUCAUUUUUUACUUUUUUAAGAAAACAUGGGUUAGAGUAGUCUCUAGUAACUUGACAGGUCAUUUGAAUGAACAGGUGGGGUAAAAAAAGGUUUUACCGGAGGGGUUUUUUUUGCGGAUUUUUUUUGAAUUUGCGGAGCUGGGAGGGGAUAGUUUUCAAAUUUUUUGAAAAAAUGGACUAGGAUGGGGUAGAUUUAUUAAAAUUUUUUAUAUGAAGGCAGUGUUCGCUCACCUCGGCAUCAAAAGUUAUAUUACACUAGGUUCUACUGCCUUCAAAACUUGAUUUGGUCAUAAGUACUAGGAUAGUGGACGGAUUGGGUUAAUUUUUGGUGUUGUCAUACACAAUACACUAGGCUUUAAUAUUGUCAGAGAAAUUUGGAAAUUUUUGAUUUGUAACAAGGUUACAGCUGUUUUGUCUUGGUACUAGAUGGCUAAAAUUUAGUGGUUUAGAAGUUUUUAUACAUUGUUUUAAAUAGGCGUAUUUUACGAUUUAUCUAAUUUUAUAGUUCUAAAAAGUCUUUUAAAAUAAAAUUUUACAAGAGUUUUUAUCGACCGGUCGAAAUUUUUUUUUUUUUUUUGAAAUUUUAAUUAGCAAUGUUAAUGUACUAUAAUAUUUUAGUACGCGGUAGUCUUCAUUUGCCUUGGAUGGAUUUUUGUUUCCAUGUCCGAGUUUCUGAGGUCCUUUGACACAUCACUUUAUCAAAACUGGUACCAUUUCCCGGUGUUCACGAUUCUGUACAUAUUGGCCUACGUCGGGAAUCGGAAGCUAAUACGAUGGUUAUACAUUCCAUGCAUGGUUCUUAAUGUAAGGUUAACAUUUUUUGUGAAUUUGGGGUUUAUUGGGUAGGGUAGAGUAGAGUAGGGUGGGGUAUGGUAUGGUAGAGUAGGGUAGAGUACGGUAGGGUAGUGCAGGAUAAUGUAGAGUAGAAUGGAGUAGGGUAUGGUGUGUUAGUGCAGGAUAGAUAACUCUACCUCAUCUUACUUUACUCUACAACAACGCACCUACCCUACCAAUUAGAGUUACACUGUGCUAUAAUAUACUUUAUAAACAUCAACACUAUACUGUAACAUUCACCUUUUCAGGCAAUAGCCUUAAUGGUAAACGCCGGUCAAGCUCUCGUACAUUUCAUGGUAUUAACAUUGGAACUGAUUGAACAAUUCAGUGAGAAGUCGAUGCUACAAUUCGUGACAGAAGAUCGUAGCGAUGAAAUCAAGUUCACAAUGGAAGGCACAAGAUACGUCCUCAUUAUCAUGGUAUUGGUCUACAGUCUUCGCGUGCUAUACCGAGAUUAUCUAUACCUAAAGGAUGUCGUAGGCAAUCCUAAUACCAAUAUCGCUGCGAUUGUGGACUUGUAG
Messenger RNA from Bursaphelenchus okinawaensis, 1568 nucleotides. Lineage: Eukaryota; Metazoa; Nematoda; Chromadorea; Rhabditida; Aphelenchoididae. The record is from the annotation of a GenBank genome assembly.